UUAUAAGUGUUGAUAGAGUUCCUGUCUAAACAGAUGAAAAGAAAAACGUAAUAUUUGGUUUGGGAAGAAAGGAUAUGAGACUGGAUCAUGCACUUUCGCGUUGCCAUCGAAGAGUAUAUUCCAUGCAUUGCCUUGAACGAUACAUCGAAAGGAAUUAAAGCUACAGGUCCUCUGAUUGACAUGCUGAAUCUGUUUGCUCAUCGCAUGAAUUUCACAUACUCCUUUAAGAGGCCACCUGACCAUGCCUGGGGUACGCGUGGUCCAGACGGCUGGACAGGAAUGAUGGGGAUGUUGUACAGAAAUGAAGUCGACUUCGCUAUGGGUCCUUUUACUCUGACCUAUGAAAGAAAUUCUGAUGUUCCUAUGUCGGUUCCCUUGUUUACGGAUGAAGUAGAUAUACUGGUGCCACCGGAAAACUGGGAAAUGUCAUUAUUCAGUGUUGUGAAAAUAUUUACUUGGGACGUCUGGCUUGCUCUCUUGCUUUCACUUCUCGUUAACAGCUUUAUUCUAUCUGUUAUUGGAGAAAUUCAAAACAAGUAUCUUUUUCAACAAAGUAAUAAUAAAUUCUUCAGCAAUGUUUGGGUGAUUAUUAGGAUUAUUCUACGCCAAGACUAUGCUCUGAAAUCGGUUACUGCUCAGAAGGCUGUUAUUUGGAUAAUAUGGAUGUUUUCAUCAAUGGUGAUAUCUUCUGUUUUCGGAGGCAUUUUGCUAACUUCGCUAGUUGUUAGGAAAGCUCGACAAAUCAAUUCAGUUGAAGAUCUAGCAGCGUCCUCCCUACAACCCAUUCUCGAAGCGCAUUCUUCCACUUAUGGCAGAUUUAAAAGGUCCCUAAUUCCAGCAUACCAGACCGUUUUUCACAAAGCCAGUUUGGAUGCAGAACAUACGCUACUGACUAUGAGUGAAGUAGGUGAAACAGGUUUGGGAUUGGUGGCAACAGGUUCCUACGCUGUUUUACUUGAAGGCAUGAGUAUUCGAACAUACAUGGCAAAGAGAUUCAAAAAGGGUCUUCACUGUAAUUUUCGUUUUGCCCGGGAUCCCGCCUUCACUAUGUGGAAAGUAAUGGCUUUCAGCAACGCUUUUCCUAAACCACUUUUUCGAAAAAUGAAUAAGAUUAUUCGCUGGUCAUUCGAAAGUGGUUUGCUUUUGAAACGGAUGGAAUUACAGUAUGCUGGCUACACGCAGUGCCUAUAUCAGAAAGGAAACCAUGUUGAAAAACUUGACUUCGAACACGUUCUAGGAGUAUUUUUGCUAUGGUUAAUGGGCUGUGCUGCUGGACUUGUUGUUUUUAUCUCAGAACUAAUGAGAAAGGAAAAGAAAAUACUAAAUUGAAAAAUUCAGACAAAAAUGCAACAUUCAGCAUCAGCUUUGCAGCGAAUUAUUAGAAAAGAAAACAACUAGUAGAAAAGUGAAAAAGAAAUUUAUAAACAUAAUAUAACCUUAUUUUAUACAAUUUUCAUUUCUUUUAAUUUAAUUUUCAAGUUUCAUAUGUACCUUAAAAAGAAUAUCAAAGUUUGCUUUAUUGCAAUUCGGGAAACUCAUAAAGCUAUAAUUUUUCUUGUGCAACAGCAUCAGAAAAGUAAAUGUUAAAAAAAGCAUUAGAAAUAUCGCAAAGUUCUCGUGAUAGUCAUUUCUCUAAGACAAUAACCCUACAAAAGACUGGUAUUUCUCAAAUAUAAAUAAACAUCGCUUUUGAGUAUCACCACUCGCCUAAGACAGCAACUUUCACAGAAGCUCAAAUUUAUUUAGAGCCGUGGGUGGUCUUUUCAGAGACUAUACCAGUACUUCAGAUACAUUAUGGGGAAAGGGGAAAGAUAAUGAAAAUAAUUUUUUGUUAAAUUUUUACACAUAAAAACAGAUUUGUUUCACACAGUAGUCCAUAUCACAGUAGUCCCUUCCUAUGGCGACUACCUACAAUCCUAAAUGAGCAAGGUUUUUAUGUUUAUUAAUCAACUAACUGAAGUACCCGAUGCCAGUUAAGUUAGAUUGAGAGUAAUGUAUUUAACAGCAGAGAGAAUGAAACCGCUGUAAUCCUUCUCUAAUAACGAUGCAAAAAAUAGGAUUCAUAGUCAUACAUUUUUCAAUCUGAUGCGAUACGGAACCACGUAAAAAAUUUCGAUGGAAAAAUAAGCUAAUUUUCUCUCAUUAUAUCAGCAACAAUGACACGCAGUUUUUAAUGAUUUUCGUCUUUCUAAUCAAAUAGUCGUAAAAGCUCAAGUUCCAUCCAA
Messenger RNA from Stegodyphus dumicola, 2225 nucleotides. Its product is annotated as putative glutamate receptor. Gene Ontology annotation, molecular function: ligand-gated monoatomic ion channel activity. NCBI's taxonomy places the organism in Eukaryota, Metazoa, Arthropoda, Arachnida, Araneae, Eresidae. The record is from RefSeq and is a predicted model, not a curated record. Gene Ontology annotation, cellular component: membrane.